Puntigrus tetrazona (Sumatra barb) is the source of this 4509-nucleotide messenger RNA. It is a transcript of the gene maco1b, whose product is annotated as macoilin 1b. The record is from RefSeq and is a predicted model, not a curated record. The transcript is spliced from 11 exons. Bases 508 to 2592 code for a protein of 694 amino acids. Lineage: Eukaryota; Metazoa; Chordata; Actinopteri; Cypriniformes; Cyprinidae. Gene Ontology annotation, biological process: neuronal signal transduction. Gene Ontology annotation, cellular component: rough endoplasmic reticulum membrane.
UUGUGCUUAACAACGAAACAACGUUUGCGUGGAAUACGCAUCUCUCAUACAUCAUACGCAAAAAAACGUACACGAAGUCCCGCCCAAAUCAAUCCCUAUUGGUCAUGGAGCACUACCUGAUUUGUCCACAAAGACGGGGAUUGGUGGGACGCAGAAAACCUGUCAGCCGCCCCAUUUCUCUUUCUUUGGUACCGCCAGAACAAACACGCCUCUGCUUAUUGGCUGGUUGUCCCGUCAUUUAAAAUGACAGCCGACGAGCGCAAUUUCUAUUGGCUAAGCGGCCUGUCAGUCACACCUGUCUAGGCCCGUGGCUGUGCGUCUGCGCCAAGAGAAGUAGGAGGGUCUUCCACUCAGUCUUUUUAUUUAUUUCUUUGUUUCCAGAAGAAAAAAAAAACAACCACAGCGGUAUUUUCCUUUGCGGGACCGCCAAUGUUUCCCGUCCGAAUAAGAGAGAACCCUGGACCAUACUGCUGUACGUAUUAAAAAGCCCGAUUUAAGGGGGCGAGAAUGAAGCGGCGCAAUGCGGACUGCAGCAAGCUCCGACGGCCCUUAAAACGGAACCGAAUCACCGAGGGGAUCUACGGCAGUACGUUCCUGUACCUGAAGUUUCUGGUGGUCUGGGCUCUGGUGCUGCUGGCAGACUUUGUGCUGGAGUUCCGCUUCGAGUACCUCUGGCCUUUCUGGCUCUUCAUUCGCAGUGUUUACGACUCCUUCAGAUACCAGGGCCUGGCUUUCUCAGUGUUUUUUGUGUGUGUGGCAUUCACAUCAGAUAUUAUAUGUCUGCUGUUCAUCCCAGUGCAGUGGCUGUUCUUUGCAGCCAGCACAUAUGUGUGGGUGCAGUACGUCUGGCACACAGAAAGAGGGGUCUGCCUCCCCACUGUGUCGCUAUGGAUACUUUUUGUUUAUAUCGAGGCAGCUAUCAGAUUUAAAGAUUUGAAACACUUCCACGUGGACUUGUGUCGUCCGUUUGCAGCGCACUGUAUCGGGUACCCGGUGGUGACGCUGGGCUUUGGUUUUAAGAGUUACGUAAGUUAUAAAAUGCGUCUACGGAAACAGAAGGAAGUACAGAAAGAGAACGAAUUUUACAUGCAGCUGCUGCAGCAGGCGCUACCUCCAGAACAACAGCUCAUACAGAGACAAGAGAGAGAAGCUGAGGAGGCAGCAGCAGCAUCUAAAGGCAUUCACGAUGUAGACUCUCCAGCUGUGGCACAGAACGGCUCGGCGGGCGGUAAAAAACCCUCAUCCAACACAUUACCAGAGUUGGAAUAUCGAGAAAAAGAACGAGGCAAGAACGAGUCCAAAAAACAACACAACCACAACCAGAACCAUCACAGCAGCACCAGCAGCAGCAUCUUACCGUCGGUGGACAGUAAAGCUCAGGAGAUGGAGUACAUGGAAAACCACGUGAACAGUAAGAGACUGAGCAGCUCAGACCUGCUGGGCAGCACUGAGAACCUGCUGAAAGAGGAACACUCUUCAUCCUCCUCCUCCUCUUCCUCCUCCAACUCCAACAAAAAUUACAAAAAUGCCAGCGGAGGAGGAGGAGGGGGAGGGAGCUCCUCGCCCCGGGGGCACGGAACGGCCAACGGCAGCGUGCCGUCUUCCUCCGGGCCUUCGUCGUCCACUUCUUCCUCGGGUAAGGGGGACAGGAAACAGAAGUGUGGAGGAGGGAAGAACUCAGCAUCAAACAGAGACCCUGUGGAAAACUGCAUUCCCAACAAUCAGCUGAGCAAACCCGAAGCGCUCAUCAGGCUGGAGCAGGAUGUUAAGAAGCUGAAGGCAGACCUGCAGGCCAGCAGACAGACCGAACAGGAUCUGCGCAGUCAGCUGGGCUCUCUAGGCAGCUCCGAACGCAGCAUACGCUCUGAGCUCGGACAGCUGCGGCAGGAGAACGAACUGCUGCAAAACAAACUUCAUAACGCCGUGCAAGCGAAGCAGAAGGACAAGCAGACAGUGGGGCAGCUGGAGAAGCGUCUGAAGGCGGAACAGGAGGCUCGUGCUGCGGCAGAAAAACUGUUAGCAGAGGAAAAGAAACGCAAGAAACUGGAGGAAGCCACGGCGGCCCGAGCGGUUGCUCUCGCCGCGGCAACCAGAGGUGAAUGCACAGAGUCUCUGAGGAGGAGGAUUUCUGAGCUGGAGUCAGAGUGUAAAAAACUUACGCUUGACAUCAAGGUGAAAGAAGAUCAAAUCAGAGAGCUGGAACUCAAAGUUCAAGAGCUACAUAAAUAUAAGGAAAAUGAGAAGGACACAGAGGUUCUGAUGUCAGCGCUGUCAGCGAUGCAGGAUAAAACCCAGCACCUGGAAAACAGCCUUAGCGCUGAGACCCGAAUCAAGCUGGACCUCUUCUCUGCCCUCGGAGAUGCUAAGAGACAGCUGGAGAUUGCACAAGGUCAAAUUCUGCAGAAGGACCAGGAGAUUAAAGAUCUGAAGCAGAAGAUAGCAGAGGUCAUGGCUGUCAUGCCCAGUGUGGUGUAUUCGGCAGACACGGGCAGCAUGACCCCAGUCACGCCCCAUUACUCCUCCAAGUUCAUGGACACCAGUCCAUCAGGACUGGACCCCAACGCAUCGGUUUACCAGCCCCUGAAAAAAUGAAUGCUUGUUUCCCACCACAACCGACCUGCACUCAUUCUUGCAUACACUCUCACACACACACACAUACACACACACACACACACACACAUACACAGUCUUCUCUGGUUGUUUUUUUUCCUUCAUAGGCCCAGAUUCAGAUUCAUCUUUGGCAUGUCUGUGGCUCAGAUUGCUUUUUUGUUUUCAUUUUUUUUUUUUUUUUCUUCUAUUACUACAGCUUCUUGCCUGGUCAGAAGGAUGUUGUAUUGUGUGACUGUAUUUGUUGUAGUAAAAAAACAAAAGACAAAAAAAGAGGACUUUUAAGGGACGUCACACGUUGAGUAGGAAACUGCUGUUUCUUUUCUCUUGUAAAUGUCUAGAAACCUCACAGAAGUUGGUGAGUAUUUUCCCUCAGUCCAUUCAGAGACCACUCGCAUCCAUUUUUGUUCCUCAUCUUUGGAUUUCGGCCUUGAUUUUACUGCUUUUUUUUUUUUUUUUUUUUCGGGGAAAUGCAAAGCAGGGCAAGUGUGAGAUCCAUUGUCCCAGGUGCUCUACCCCAUAUCAGAAGAUUUUUAUUCAAGAAUGUCACCAUCCAAAUAUGACAAGAAUGUAAAAAAAAAAAAAAAAACGUCCCAGAAACAAUGCGACAAAAUUCUCUUACUUGGAUCAGUAUGUAAGGAUCGGACGACCCCCCCCCGGUCUUUAAGGACUCGUUUGACGGACUGAAGUUUCAUCUGUGGAUUGCUGUUCUUCCUCCUGGUACAAAAAGACAAACUGUGUGCCGCAAACACAGUCCAGCAGCAAAAUUCACCAGUUACAGAUAAUCAGUGCCUUCAUAUGGGACCUCAUUGGUGGAAACCGAAAGAUCUCUUCCCUCCCUUCUCCACGUCAUGCCUCGACCACAUCCUUUUUGGUCACGUACGGCAAACGGAUCGCCGGCCCAUCUGUGUGACGACUCUGCUCCUGUUUUGGUCCGCGCUUGUGAAUUCGGUCAUUUGUUUACAUUGUUAUUUAUUUAUCCGGCGUUUGCGCUAUUGCACUGUUGAUGAGCUCGCAAGGGAAUAUCUUGAGUGUGUCUUAAGUAUCCUCUCCUUGUUUUCUUUAUCGUAUUGACCAUCUUUCAGUAUCGGACAGAAGCUAGUGUAGUCCAGUGCCAACUAAAACCGUAAACUUGUUGAAAAAGAAGUGUUUCAGAUCCAUCCGGUUACUGGCUGGUCCAAUGAUCAGAAGCUAGAGGGAGAGUAUUAUUGCUAUUAUUAUAUAGUUUGUGUGUUGUUUUCGGAGAAAUACUUGGCUGUGCCACUUGGUGGCGCCGUUGUGUUCGGAAAGUGUUGCUAGUUUAAACCCAUUAGACUCUUGGGAAGGUUUUCGUCGGACCAUCAUCACACUCCCGGUGUAAAUGAAUACAGAUCCAGACGUCUGCUAAGCAUGAAGUAUUACCGGGCUAAAGGGAGAACGUCCCGAGCCGACCAACUGUUUGGAAAUUCAGAUUUUUUGUUAAAGCGAAUACAUUUUGCCAACCAGAGGAAGUCAGUUCCUUCAAACGAGUUCCGGUGCGGAUAGCUUUGAGAAGGGGAGAUGGUUACUGUGUUUAGUAUUCCAUUGGUGAAUGAUGGGCGGGAGGGGGGCGGGGUUUAGCCAGAGUCAGUCCUAUGUGGUAUUGUAGUGCUCUGAGAUGGUUGUUGUUUUCGGUGUCUGUGUUUUUUAAAACUAUGAUGUGAUGGAGGAAGUGAGAAAGUGGGAAGGUUUGCGAAGUCCAAGUGGUUUAAAUGAAAGCGGGGGGAAGAGAGAGAGAGAGAGAGAGAGAGAGAAAAGACGGUUGUUUUGUUUCCUUUGCCCGCUGUCACUUCUAGCUUUCUGUCUGUUUUUCGGCCAGACCUCGGCUGCACUCUCUGUGAGGUCUCUGUGAGGUUUCAAGUAAUAAAACAUUUUUUUCUGGCA